AUGAGCGGCGACAAGGCGACGGCCCGGAGCCGCGAGCUCCUCGCGGUCGAGCACAACGACGCGGGCGCGUCUCACCCCGCGACCCUGUUACUCGGCGGAGAGAGGGGCGCCCCGUCCCCGUCGCCGUCGCCCGCAAAGAAAAACGGGGGGGGGGCCAACGAACACCCGGCGAACGCGUCGGCGAGGACCAAGCCUGACUUCAGCAAGCUUCCCCCGCCACCCUCCGCGCUCCUCGCCAAGCUCAACGCGUUCAUGCCCGAGAUGCGGCGCGCGAACGCGGAGCUCGAGGAGGCGAUGAAGACGCGCCCGGCUGGGGACUUCGACAUCGAGCACGUCUCGGGCUCGGAAUCGGACUCGGACUCGGACACGGACGAUGCUCUGGAGGACGGGACGGGGUUGGACCCGGCGUCGGACGAGUACAAGGUGCGCGCGGCGAUCCGCGGCAUCGAGGCGCAACAGCGGAAGGACGCGAAGACGCGCACGAAGCAGCGAGGCGGCAAGCAGGUGAUCGAGAUGAACGUCGGUCUCGGCGUGGUGGACCUCGCGACGGAGCAGGCGGUGGCGCGCGCCAGGGAGUUGGCGGGCGACGCCGUCGUGGGGGGCGACGCGUCCUCGGAAGACACGCGGGAGAGCGGCGGGCGGAUCAGGCUUCCGGGGCAGGUCGACGAUGCCGGGCGCAGGGCGGGGAUCCAGGAGCUGAGCUAG
Messenger RNA from Micromonas commoda, 705 nucleotides. RefSeq lists its product with no specific name. Gene Ontology annotation, molecular function: box C/D methylation guide snoRNP complex binding. The transcript has a single exon. Gene Ontology annotation, biological process: box C/D snoRNP assembly. The coding region runs from base 1 to 705 and encodes 234 amino acids. The record is from RefSeq and is a predicted model, not a curated record. Lineage: Eukaryota; Viridiplantae; Chlorophyta; Mamiellophyceae; Mamiellales; Mamiellaceae.